AUGACUGGACUCGAGAGAGAGGCAAGGGUCGCGAAGGCUACCGAAGCCGUUUCGGCCACUCCCGAUGUGGUCCAACACCCUUUGGGGGCAAACGGAGUGUCGACUCCUGCGAUCGACAUCGAAUCAACCGUCUCUGCAUGGAUCUGCGUGCUGGGGAGCUUCCUUUUCAUGAUACCAACUUUUGUCACAGGCAUGAUGCAAUCUGUCGGGACUUUCCAAUCAUACCUACACCUGAACCAGCUGCAGGACUACUCUGCUGGGGACGUGGGAUGGAUCACCGGGAUGUACAUGUUCCUGGGCAUGUUUGCCUCCAUCCAGGUGGGACCCUUGAUCGACCAGCACGGGCCUCGGAUCCUGAGCGUGAUUGGUGCUGUUUCUGUGUCUGCCACGUUCUUCAUGUUUGCCGAGUGCAAGACCUACUGGCAGUUCAUGCUCUGCUUUGGCGUCUUUGGAGGUCUCUCGCUAGCUAUCGCAUGUACGAUUGGCGUCACGGUCGUCAGCAAGAUCUUUGUCCGCAACAAAGGUCUGGCUGUAGGGCUGUCCAUGACAGGAUCCUCUGUGGGAGCCGUCAUCUUCCCCAUAGUCCUGCGUUCGCUGCUGCCCAAGAUGGGAUGGGCGUGGUCCAUCAGGAUAAUUGGGUUUCUCGUUAUUGGAGUAUUGACCCCAGCCAUCCUUUGCUUGGUGCCCUACACUCGACUGUCGCGUCUCAUCGCGUCUCCCACCGGGCCCUCGGUCCAGCCCAAAAAGAUUUCCCUUUUGGACUUCAGAGCCUUCAGGUCUGUUGCAUUCACGUUGGUGGCGGCCGAAUAUUUCAUGAUACAAUUCGUGAUAAGUGGGAUCUCUGGUCUGUUGCCCGUCAUAGCUACCGGCGCUGGCCUAACGGUUGAGUCUGGCUAUACGCUGCUUUCCAUCGUGGGAGGCGCCUCAGCGUUCGGCCGAGUCAUCCCGGGAACGGUCGGGGACAGAGUUGGUCACUUCAAUGUUCUGCUUGUCAUGACUGCGGUUUCCUUUAUCCUGCUCGUUGUCAUGUUUGUGCCAUUCGGCAGCAAUAGCAGGGUUCUUUAUGCCUUUUCAGCCCUAUGGGGCUUCUGUUCAGGCUCGUUUCUAUCAAUAUUGCCUGUCUGUGUUAGCAAAACAUGCGAAGCUAAGGAGUAUGGCCGUUACUACGGCUCUGUCAAUUUUGUCGUAAGCUUUGCGUUGAUGAUCUCCAUCCCUGCAAACGGCACAAUGAUCGAAGAGAUGGGACUGCAGGCUCUUGGCGGACUCCUUGCCGGCGUCCUCGCUAUUGGAGGGAUCUGCCUGUUUGCAGCAAGGGCACAGCUACUGGGAACCUGGUUCUCACUCAAGACCGCAAUCUGA
Messenger RNA from Geosmithia morbida, 1359 nucleotides. RefSeq names its product solute carrier family 16, member. The transcript has 4 exons. The record is from RefSeq and is a predicted model, not a curated record. Bases 1 to 1359 code for a protein of 452 amino acids. Gene Ontology annotation, molecular function: transmembrane transporter activity. Gene Ontology annotation, cellular component: fungal-type vacuole membrane. Gene Ontology annotation, biological process: transmembrane transport. NCBI's taxonomy places the organism in Eukaryota, Fungi, Ascomycota, Sordariomycetes, Hypocreales, Bionectriaceae.